AUGGCUAUCACAAGUACUGAUACCAUGGAAACCGAAGAUCAUUCCAUGGUGGAUGCACCGCCUAAUGGAGUUGGCGAUGCGCAUCAUCUAUCUGUCUCGGGACACGACCGGGAGGGCGUAGUCGCUACCAUGGAUGACAUAGAUGCAGCAAUGGAGGAUGCUGAAUCGACUGGAGAAACAGAAGAGUUUCUUAAAUCAAUGAAAAGAAAUCGGCUGCCGACAGGAUGUUGCUACGAUGACAGAAUGAAGCUCCAUGCAAACGCAGAUUUUGGCCCAACCCCCCAUCACCCAGAGGACCCAAGGAGAAUAGAAGAGAUUAUGAAGAUCUUCAAAAAGGCUGGGCUUGUCUACAAAGGACCCGACUCAGAGCUGCUUGAUAUUCUAAAGAAAGAUCCGAACAAGUAUAUGUGGAGGAUACCUGCUAGAGACGCUACCAAACAGGAGAUCUGCACCGUUCACACACCUGGGCACUAUGACUGGGUUGAGAGCCUCUCUCGUAUGUCGACGAAAGAUCUCCGGGCUCUUAGUAUGACGUUGGAUCAAGGUAGGGCCUCGCUCUACGUGGGGGGAAUGUCUUAUGAAGCAGCUCUCCUCUCCGCGGGUGGCUGUAUCGAGACCUGCAAAAACGUGGCUGCUGGUCGUGUCAAGAAUGCCUUUGCCGUUAUCCGACCACCGGGGCACCACGCCGAAUACGACUCCGCUAUGGGAUUCUGUCUUUUCAACAAUGUCCCUAUCGGAGCCAGAGUCUGCCAGGACGAAUUUCCUGAGACCUGUCGCAAAGUCAUGAUUCUAGAUUGGGAUGUACACCAUGGAAACGGCGUCCAAAACAUAUUUUACGAGGAUCCCAACGUCCUCUAUAUUUCUCUUCACGUUUACGCUAAUGGAGAUUUCUACCCCGGCAAACCAGAUAACCCAAUGCUCCCCGACGGUGGAUUGGAUAAGGUUGGUGAUGGCUUGGGUAAGGGGAAAAAUGUCAAUAUUGCAUGGCCAUCACAAGGCAUGGGAGAUGGAGAGUAUCUGGCAGCAUUUCAGAAAAUUGUCAUGCCAAUAGCUCAGGAGUUUAACCCAGACCUCGUGAUUAUCUCGGCAGGUUUCGAUGCCGCCGACGGUGACGAGCUAGGAGGCUGUUUCGUCACACCGCCCUGUUAUGCUCAUAUGACACACAUGUUGAUGUCGCUGGCUGGUGGCAAAGUGGCAGUGUGUUUAGAAGGUGGCUAUAACCUUCAAGCAAUUUCACACUCUGCUCUAGCAGUGGCACGAACCCUCAUGGGAGAAGCACCGCCGCAGAUGGAGAUGCCGCCUAUCGCCAAGGAGGCUGCGAGAGUGCUGGCCAAAGUUCAGGCUGUUCAAGCCCCUUAUUGGGAGUGUAUGAGACCCGGGAUCAUCGAUGUACAGCAGAUGGGCAACGGUUCUUCUCGCCUCCAUGAUGUCAUUCGCGGCUACCAACGACAAAUCAUGUCUGAAAAGCACAGCAUGGUCCCUCUCUUCAUCCAGCGUGAGACUCUAUUCACAUCUUUUGACAACCAGGUUCUUGUCACACCAGAUAUACAAUCCAAGAAAAAAAUCCUGUUUAUCAUUCAUGACCCGCCCGAGUUGGUAGCGAUGCCGGAUGUUAUUAGCAAUACGGUCGACCCACACAACGGCUUCGUCGCAAGUACCCCUGAGUCUCUAAAUGGAGUUAUGUCAUAUAUAGACUGGGGAUGCAAAAAUGAUUUCGGCAUUAUAGACGCAAAUAUACCUCACUAUAUCACACAUCCUGAGGAUUUAGACGCUCACAUGCCGCGGACCCCAGAAAGGAGCCUUCAAAAGGAGAUCGAGGAGCUCGUAAGCUACAUAUGGGACAACUAUCUGCAGUUAUACGAUGUGGAAGAGUUAUUUCUCCUUGGUGUCGGCGAUGCCUACUUAGGCGUCAAGAUUCUCCUCACCAACCGUGAGUGCAAGGACCGGAUAGCGGGGGUUGUCAACUUCGUGACGGGUAAUCUCCGUCCAGUCAAGUCUGAAACAGACCCCGACCUCUCGACCUGGUACAAGCAUAAUUCCCUUGUCUUCGUGGCGGCCGACCAUGCCUGUUGGAGCGACGAAGAUUUGGCGAAGAAGGUGCUUAAGAGACGCUUCGGAGGGGUCAAGAAGAGCACCCACACCGGCAUCAAUCUCAUGAUGGAGGCACAUGCCUCGGAGGUCCAAGAGUGGAUCAUGGCGCGGGUGGCUCGAGAUAAGAGCGGACAUACUACCGAGGAAGACAGGUGA
Molecule: messenger RNA, 2247 nt
Organism: Xylaria bambusicola
Lineage: Eukaryota; Fungi; Ascomycota; Sordariomycetes; Xylariales; Xylariaceae
Product: histone deacetylase
Exons: 4
Coding region: 1-2247 (748 amino acids)
Biological process (GO): chromatin organization
Cellular component (GO): histone deacetylase complex
Molecular function (GO): histone deacetylase activity
Source: RefSeq, a predicted model, not a curated record